GUAAACUCCCCCGGUUUCUCCCUCGCGCACCUUCUCCCUGCUGUGUUUUUGCCUUCAGCAGCGUGACGCGUGACAUCACUGAAGAAGAAAGCAGGAGAAUGGUUUUGCCGCUGUUUAAGUCGAUUUGGGGAUCGAGAAAUGGACUUAUCCUGUUCUGCGCUCCGUUUCUUCUCCUGCCCCUGCCCCUGGUGGUUGGAACACCGACAGCUAGAUGUGCCUAUGUUAUUGGGUUGAUGGCGGUGUACUGGUGUACCGAGGUGCUGCCUUUGGCCGUUACCGCUCUCUUACCGGUUGUACUUUUCCCUCUGUUUGGCAUCAUGGACUCUAAAGACGUGUGCAUGCAGUACCUGAAGGACACAAACAUGCUGUUUUUAGGCGGCCUGAUGGUAGCCGUCGCUGUAGAGGAUUGGAAUUUGCACAAACGCAUCGCACUGCGAGUUCUGAUCAUCGUCGGGGUGCGGCCUGCCCUGCUGAUGUUAGGUUUUAUGGGCGUGACGGCAUUCCUCUCCAUGUGGAUCAGUAACACUGCCACUACAGCCAUGAUGGUGCCCAUAGUGCAGGCAGUGCUGGAGCAGCUCCACAGCACAGCGGGAGAAGAGGAAGCUGGAGCUCCUUCCGAACAGGAAGAUAAACUGCCUGAGAAACAGGCUGAUGGCCAGGUGCUGGUGAAUGGCCUCAGCUUGUCUACAGAGAACCCAGUGGAAGAGUGGAAGGAAACCAAGGAGAUGCUGAGGAUGUGUAAGGGCAUGAUGCUGUGCGUGUGUUACGCUGCUAGCAUUGGUGGAACCGCCACACUCACAGGCACCGGGCCCAAUCUCGUCCUUACAGGACAAAUGAGCCAGCUCUUCCCAGAGAACCCAGAUGUUGUGAACUUUGCCUCCUGGUUUGGGUUUGCCUUCCCUAACAUGCUUGUUAUGCUCUUGGCAGCCUGGCUGUGGUUGCAGUUUGUGUUCCUGGGCUUCAAUCUCAAAAAAACAUGGGGCUGUGGCACAGUGAAGACAGAGAAAGAGAUUGCUGCGUAUAAUGUGAUCUGUGAGGAGCAUCGUAGCCUUGGACCCAUGUCCUUCGGGGAAAUAAGCGUUUUAACGCUCUUCUGUCUGCUAGUGGUUCUGUGGUUCACACGUGAACCGGGCUUUGUGGACGGCUGGGCAACGCACCUUUUCAACAACGACAAAGAGUACGUGACAGAUGCCACAGUGGCAAUUUUUGUAGCCUCUCUUCUCUUUGUGCUUCCUGCUAAGCCCCCCUGCCUGUGCAGCUGGAGGUCACAGAGCUUCGACACAGUGUCCCAGUCCAACACUGAACCUCGAACGGCUUUGCUGACCUGGCCGGUGGUGCAGAAGAAGAUGCCGUGGAGCAUUGUACUGCUGCUGGGAGGAGGUUUUGCCCUGGCUAAGGGCAGUGAGGAUUCAGGUUUAUCCGGAUGGCUUGGGGAACAGAUGACUCCACUCCAGACCAUUCCUCCAUGGGCUAUUGCUAUUAUCGUAUGCCUGAUGAUAGCAACCUUCACCGAAUGCACCAGCAACGUGGCCACGGCCACCCUGUUUCUGCCGAUCCUUGCCUCUAUGUCUCAAUCAAUAGGCAUGAACCCGCUGUAUGUCAUGAUUCCCUGCACCCUCAGUGCCUCCUUCGCCUUCAUGCUUCCAGUAGCAACUCCUCCGAAUGCCAUCGUUUUCUCUUUCGGUUAUCUGAAAGUGUCAGACAUGGCCAAAACAGGGAUCUUCAUGAACAUCAUUGGGAUCCUGUGCAUCACGCUGGCAAUCAACAGUUGGGGAAGAGUCUUGUUCAAUUUAGACUCGUUUCCCAGUUGGGCAAACAGCACAGGAGUCUGAAGGAAUGGACUCCAUCGUGCAGGCUAAACAUAUCACGUGUAGCAUCCUCAGCGUCUUCUGUGAUACUUUGUGCUGGAAGAUGGGGGUGACGGCAAUACCACAGCAGUUACGGGUUCUUCCGAUGCCUCGGGCACUUAUACUGUGACAGUGUGACACGAAGUUUGUCAAAACUACUGUAAUAUACAAAUCAGUGUAUACAGCACACAGACGUGACAGUAAAUACAUGUAGAUUUUGUUUAUUUUAUAAAUAUUAUGAAGGACAGUGAUAGACGCCUAUAAUCAUAUUUGUCUAAGAUUUCUAAAAGUGAUUUUAUUUAUCUCUAUACAUGUAAAGGGUAUUAUAUGCAUGACUCUUGCUUAAUUUAAUUUAGUUCAUUCAAAAUAAAUCAGUUUAGUUGGGUCAACAAAAUUUGGUUGGUUAAGGUGAAAUUAAUUUACUCUAGUAUGUUUAAUUCAUUUGAUUACAUUUGUCAAAGUAAAUUUUCUUAUGUUGGUCCAAGUUUAAUUUUUUUUUUUUUAUUAGUUGAAUGAGGUUUAAUUAUUUUUCUUGUGUUUAAACAAGCAGUUUCAUUCAUCAUUAUACGCAAUGUAUAUUAUGAACAGAUAAGAAAAGACUGGGGUCCGUACUGACAUUAGUAUAAAUCACUGAGUGCUCACAGCCUAAGCGCAGGCGCCGCUCUUCAGCACAACGAUAACCACAAAAUUCAAAACCAUUACAGAAACUCCUUCAAAUGUCCAACAUGACUGAACAUUACACACUAACACGUCUUUCCCUUUACUGAAAAACACAUUAAAUAUCACUUAAUCCCUAAAUUUACUCUCCUAAUCUAAUAUAUCACGUGGAUUGAACACAAUGAAGUUAAGUUGUGACAAAAUGUUAAAAAAUCGUGUCACUUUAGCUCACUCUAAUCAAUUAAACUGAACAAGAGGCGAAAAACAAACAAAAAAAAAUCGUUUUUUGAGUGUACCACCUUUUGAGAUCACCUUUAAACUCAUCAUUAAACGCUGCACAAAAUCGCAUCUUAGCAAGUGAAUAUAGUCAAAUUUAUCGAGUACUUCCUAUUAUAAGAUUACAUUUAACCCAAUAUAUCAUUAUUAAACCUAUUUCUAGACAUCACUUAUGAAUUUCAAGAUUUACAUACAUAGACUUGUUCUAUUGGCAGAUUUUAAGCAUUUGCUUCUAGAAAGAAGCAAAAUUAUCUGCCAGUAGAAUAAGAAAUGUGUAAAAGCAUCUAAAAACAGGUUGAUUAAGUUUAUAUUUGAUUAAUAGUAAUAAUAAUAAUAAUAAUAAUGGGCACGGUGGCUUAGUGGUUAGCACGUUUGCCUCACCUCCAGGGUUGGGGGUUCGAUUGCCUCCUAGUAUUCCGGUUUCCUCCCUAGUCCAAAGACAUCCAUUGUAGGCUGAUUGGCAUUUCCAAAUUGUCCAUAGUCUGUGAAUGGGUGUGUGAAUGUGCCCUGAGAUGGGUUGACACCCUGUCCUGGGUGUCCCCGCCUCAUGCCCAGAGUGCCCUGGGAUAGGCUCUAGGCUCCCGACGACCCUCUGUAGGAUAAAUGGUACAGAAAAUGGAUGGAUAAUAAUAAUAAUAAUAAUAAUAAUAAUAAUAAUAAUAGAUAGAUAGAUAGAUAGAUAGAGUUGUCCAUAUUCAAGAUAUUUUCACUCACUAAGACAUAAUUUUUUUGUAGUUAAGCAGUAUUUGUUCAUGUAUAGUACAUGUGUAGUGAUUUUUUUUUUUUUAAUGAUAGUGGUGGCACUUGUGUGUGGCAGUGAAUGAGUUUGUGUGUGUACCACUAUGUUCUUGUUUCUUUUUUUGUUCAUGCAAGCACUUAUAGUGACUCACAGAGCCAGUAUAGUCACAAACUGUAUAUAAAAAUGGUUCAUACUGUAUGACAUAGCCUAAUCAAUUUAUAAAGCAGAAUGUUUCUAUAUAUUGUAUAUCCUAUUUUAAUAAAAACAUCACCAUUAUAUAAAUUAUAA
Molecule: messenger RNA, 3807 nt
Organism: Ictalurus punctatus (channel catfish)
Lineage: Eukaryota; Metazoa; Chordata; Actinopteri; Siluriformes; Ictaluridae
Gene: slc13a5a
Product: solute carrier family 13 member 5a
Exons: 12
Coding region: 99-1832 (577 amino acids)
Biological process (GO): citrate transport; monoatomic anion transmembrane transport
Cellular component (GO): membrane
Molecular function (GO): succinate transmembrane transporter activity; sodium:dicarboxylate symporter activity; citrate transmembrane transporter activity
Source: RefSeq, a predicted model, not a curated record